Molecule: messenger RNA, 969 nt
Organism: Enterobius vermicularis (human pinworm)
Lineage: Eukaryota; Metazoa; Nematoda; Chromadorea; Rhabditida; Oxyuridae
Source: the annotation of a GenBank genome assembly
AUGGAGUUUUUCGGUUUUAGUCAAACUGCUGAUAUCGCACUAACACUGAAAGAUGCUGACACCAGAGAGGUUGCUAAAAUACGUGGAAACAGUGGGCAGCUGGAAACUCAUUACUUGUUCUAUGACGGAGAAUCAGUAUCUGGCAUUGUUAACAUUGCCGUCGACAAAAAGCUUGAUCAUCAGGGCAUUCGUAUCGAAUUUAUAGGACAAAUAGAAAUUUUUAAUGAACGUGGCAGUCAGCAUAAUUUUCUUUCAUUGGUAAAAGACUUGAGCGGUCCAGGUGAACUUACGCACAAAAAGAGCUUUUCUUUUGAUUUUCGAAAAGUUGCUAUGAGAUACGAAUCAUAUGUUGGAGAAAAUGUUGCAUUACGAUAUUUCCUACGUGUUGUUGUUAUGAAAAGAAUUAAGAAUAUAGUACGAGAGAUGGAUGUUAUUGUACAUACCUUAAGUUCCCAUUCUGAUACCGGACAAGCAAUUAAACUUGAAGUUGGAAUUGAAGAGGCUCUUCAAAUUGAAUUUGAGUAUGAUCACUUGAAGUGUCAUUUAAAGGAUAUGGUGGUCGGUAAAGUUUAUUUUCUUGUCGUUCGGGUGAAAAUUAAGGGUAUGUAUAUUUCAAUAAUUAGGAAAGAGACUGUAACAACGGAAUGGAGUACAGAUUCUAGCGAUAUUAGCGGAGAUAAAAAUUUAGCGGAAUAUGAAAUAAUGGAUGGUGCUCCUGUAAAAGGUGAAACUAUUCCAAUUAGGCUGUUUCUUUCCGCUUAUGAGCUUACUCCAACUAUGUAUGACAUAGCAAAAAAGUUUUCUGUAAGAUAUUACUUAAAGUUGGUUGUAGUGGAUGAAGAGGAUCGACGAUAUUUUAAAGAAGAGGUUCUCAAUUUGACAAGCAAACAAAUAUUUUUGAAAUUUUGCUUUAUUGGAGAAAUCCAGCAGUUGAAAAAAGAUUCACUUAUUUCUAUAAGUUUCAGCUAA